This is a messenger RNA of Kockovaella imperatae, 1002 nucleotides long. RefSeq lists its product as hypothetical. NCBI's taxonomy places the organism in Eukaryota, Fungi, Basidiomycota, Tremellomycetes, Tremellales, Cuniculitremaceae. The coding region runs from base 202 to 795 and encodes 197 amino acids. The transcript has 6 exons. The record is from RefSeq and is a predicted model, not a curated record.
GUUUCCAUGAGGUCAGAUACGUUCCCAUGACGGUAGAUACUCACCCCAGAUCCAUAUGCGACGCCGACCCGCUUACCCUAAACAGAUCUACAGAUCUAAUUGACUGGAUCUGCCACAGGGUAUUGGACUGACUAGAUAGAUAAGUAGCAUGAUCGAUUUAUGGCCUACGCCGGUCCUGGCCUGUCGCCAGCCUGACUCAGUAUGAGGACCCCUUAUCCAAGAGUUCGACACAUUGAAGGGUACAGCGAUGAAGCCUUCAACGCGUGCCUCAAGGUUCUUACAGCAGCAUUUGCCGAUCAUCCAUUCAUGCUGAUGAAAAAUGGGCAUGACCCGGAGCUUCUGCGGCUAGAUCUGUCCAUUCCAAUAGCCAGCGGGUUGCAAAAGAAGCUAGUCUAUGUCACUGGCCACAAUGACCACGAUAUCUCGGCGGUCAUCAUCAUUUCCCCACCAGCACCGCCCAAGCCUAGUGAUACGACGGUGAAAACCUCGCCCCAGCUUAACUCUGAUAACGAGCCGGAUUAUGCGGAAAAAAACAGGGAAGAGUACAAAGCAAAAUUGCCAGCUUAUAUCAAAGAGUACAUGGAGACAGUCAAAGCGGAGGACUAUAAAGAAUUUGUCAAGACCAUCGGCGAAGAACUUUGGUUAGGGGGCUACAGGAUCGGCGUCAUAGGUACCUAUCCAUCGGCGCAAGGUCAGGGCUAUGGUUCCGCCUUGAUGCGUGAGAUCAUGAACAUGGCGGCCGAAAAGAAAAGUUGGAUCGCCCUGGCAAGCUGGACUCAUGAUACUACAUUAUGAUAUGAGUCGCUCGACAUGAGGAUCAUUCAUGAUGGGGAGGUCCCUACGGUGGAUAAAAGCCCGUUGCACAGGUGGGCUCUGACAUGGAAUAAGUGACACGCAUAAUGAGGAUUCUGCCGCUAGUAACGGGCCCAGAGAAAUAUCGCACCACAUAGGUAUCAGACGUCCACUGCUACAGGCAUUCACUAUCCAUGCAUAUCCAACCUC